Molecule: messenger RNA, 2187 nt
Organism: Zalophus californianus (California sea lion)
Lineage: Eukaryota; Metazoa; Chordata; Mammalia; Carnivora; Otariidae
Gene: MFF
Product: mitochondrial fission factor
Exons: 12
Coding region: 390-1451 (353 amino acids)
Biological process (GO): positive regulation of mitochondrial fission
Cellular component (GO): mitochondrial outer membrane; peroxisome
Source: RefSeq, a predicted model, not a curated record
CGCUUUGGGCCGCUCCGGCCGGUGCUUUGCCCCGGCGCCGCAGUGCGCUCGGCCAACCGCCUCUAGGAGCGCCCAGCCGAACGCCCCGGGAGCCGGCGGGCGGCGGCCCUCGCCGGGGACCCUCCAGCGGGCCCAGGGGGACAAAGUGGCUCUAAAUGCAGCACAGGCACAUUGAAGCAAGUUAAAGGAUUUAAUAUGAAGCACAGAAGCAGAUAGUGCCAAAUAGCAAGCUGUAGUUGGUACACAUUUCUGGAAAAGCAGUGUCCGUGUUGUUAUGUACACCUCCAAAAAAGUUCAGAUCUGUAGGGGAAUUGUUGUAUAAAGUAAACUGAACUACAGGGUAGCAGUAUCUUAAUAGCUAUUCUAGAUGUGUAUUUACUAUAUUAAAAAUGAGUAAAAGAACAAGCAGUGACACACCACUAGGAAGAGUGAGUGGGGCAGCAUUUCCUUCUCCCACUGCUGCUGAGAUGGCGGAGAUUAGUCGAAUUCAGUAUGAAAUGGAAUACACCGAAGGUAUUAGUCAGCAGAUGAGGGUCCCGGAGAAAUUAAAGGUAGCACCACCAAAUGCUGACCUGGAACAAGGAUUCCAAGAAGGAGUUCCGAACGCUAGUGUCAUUAUGCAGGUUCCAGAGAGGAUUGUUGUAGCAGGAAAUAAUGAAGACAUUCCAUUUUCAAGACCAGCAGAUCUUGACCUUAUUCAGUCAACUCCCUUUAAACCUCUGGCACUAAAAACACCACCUCGUGUACUUACAUUAAGUGAAAGACCACUAGAUUUUCUGGAUUUAGAAAGACCUCCUCCAACCCCUCAAAAUGAAGAAAUCCGUGCAGUUGGCAGGCUAAAAAGAGAGCGCUCUAUGAGUGAAAAUGCUGUUCGCCAAAACGGACAGCUGGUCAGAGCUGACUCCAUGUGGUACAGAGCAGAUUCUGCCCCAAGAAAUAAAAUUUCAAGGUUCCAGGCACCGAUUUCUGCACCGGAGUACACUGUGACACCAUCGCCACAACAGGUUCGGGUCUGUCCUCCCCAAAUGUUACCUGAAGAUGGAGCUAAUCUUUCCUCUGCUCGAGGCAUUUUGUCGCUUAUCCAGUCUUCCACCCGUAGGGCUUACCAGCAGAUCUUGGAUGUGCUGGAUGAAAAUCGCAGUGUGAGAAGACAAAAUGAAAUACGUUGUGAAAGACCUGUGUUGCGUGGUGGGUCUGCUGCCGCCACUUCUAAUCCUCAUCAUGACAACGUCAGGCAUGGCAUGUCACAUAUAGAUACAACAAUUGAAGGAACUUCAGACGACAUGACUGCUGUAGAUGCAGCUUCGUUAAGACGGCAGAUAAUCAAACUAAAUAGACGUCUACAACUUCUAGAAGAGGAGAACAAAGAGCGUGCUAAAAGAGAAAUGGUCAUGUAUUCAAUUACUGUAGCGUUCUGGCUGCUUAAUAGCUGGCUCUGGUUUCGCCGCUAGAGGUAACCUCAGCUCUCAAAAAUAUUGUCUCAACAGCUGCAAAUAUAAAGAAUUUGCAAACUUCUUUGUUUCUGUCUUUGCAUUGUAUGCCGUUUUAUAGUCCAUGCCCUGAACAUGUAUUUCUUCCAGAAAGGAGGGGGGAAGGACUGAGAUUUGCAGAAGUCAAGGUAUAUUUCUCUCACUCAGCUGUAGUCACUUUUAAGCAGAUCUGCAGUAACAAACACCUUAAAAUUCUCCCUUUGCAUGUUUUGUAAAUAGGCUCUAGUUUGUUUUUUGAAAGGAAUUUUUGCCUCAUCAGCUCACACAAUUAAUUCUCUGAAUGGGAGAGAGAGUGCAUAGGAAAUGGAUUUAGAAAAGUAUCUGUAGAAGAAAAAUAGUACUUUAUUUUGUCCUGUUUCUCAAACACCGUUAGAUUGAACAGUUUUGUUAAUAGACACUUUUGCAUCGACGUCUCAACAUUAACACUUCUGAAGUCAUGGUCUGGUGUCAGAUUUGAUAAAGUCAAGGCACUUCAUGUUUUCCAGUCACCUUCAUUACAGUAAUUCCUAACAUUUCCAGCAGUUUAUCUAAUAUGUGUGUAAAAUGUGUGUUCUUAUUUUUAUUUUAGUUUUGCAGAUGGUUUUCUAUAAAGUAUGUUUUUACUAAGUCCCUGUGUGAAUGAUUUAAAAAACUACAGAAUAAGGUACAAAUGUAGUAUAUUUAAUAAACUGUCAACUAAAGCAAUGUUUGUCGAAAA